AUGACGUCACCAACUUCAGAAGCGACGGAGUCAAGUUCUGCUGCCUCUACCGAUUAUGAGCCUGAAGUUACAACUGAUUUUACGGUGAACGGCUCUACCAAGUUGAAUGAGAUAUCACCAGAAGGCACUGAUUAUACCACGCCAACAACGUCUGAAAACCUAGCGAACACAGCACCCUCUUCUACAAAUAGCAUGAGAGUUACAACGCCAGAAAUCGCUACCAUUACGACCGCAAUCCCAGAAGAAACACGGAGUAGUAUCAGCAGUACGGAAUUAGUGCCAACUACCAACAUGCCUGAAACAACGAAAGGUUCUUCUAUUGAUGCUUCUUCUGUUUCCACCAUGAAAGAUCGCACGUCUACCAAAAACCGCAGCACGUUGACAACGACAAUGGGUACAGUGGUCAUUUCUACAGGACCUAGGUUUUCGACUGCCGUGUCAUCCCCGGUCGCAUCAACACCUAGUCCAUUUACAACAAUCGUGAUCUCGAAUAAAGCAUCUUUCAUGACUACAGCUUUUCUUUCCAGUAUGAGGGCGCCAUCUACAUCAGUGCUGUCAUCUGUUAAAUCAACCCCGGGAGUUACUAGUACAACAGCGACCAUCCCCACUAGUACCAAAUUGACCACUAGUAUCAAACCGACCACUAGUACCAAAUUGACCACUAGUAUCAAACCGACCACUAGUACCAAAUUGACCACUACUAUCAAACCGACCACUAGUACCAAAUUGACCACUAGUAUCAAACCGGCCACUAGUACCAAAUCUUCAACAUCACCACGAUUAAAAACUUCGUCAACACUGUCACGCUCUACAACUACUAUCGCAAGAACCAUAUGGCAUAGGACCACCACUCCCAUAUCUUCCUCUCCACCACCAACUAAAAAGGCCGUGGGAACAAAUGUGGUCGGGCAGAGUCAGUUUAUGAAGAGUCUCUUGGCCAAAACUGGAAUUAACAUCGGAGACUGGAUGUUGAUUUUAUUUAUCGCGGUGGGCGUGGUAAUACUAAUACAGAUGGUCAUUAUCGUCCUUUUUGUCAAGCAAAGGUGUAACAGCGAAAAGCCCGCACCGGAAGCAAACAGCGACGGAAGAUACAGCUCUUUGAGGGAAGAGGGCACCUGUGAGAUUGGUCAAAACGUUACUGAAGGUGGCGACACAGGCGGGAACAACCAAGCUAUGACAAUUGAAAAUCCUCUUUUCGAAGUUGACGAUUGCAACGCUAAUUCAGCUAUUAACAUUUACUUGGUAUCAUAUAUAUUUAUAAUAAUAAUAAUAAUAAUAAUGAUUAUA
Molecule: messenger RNA, 1287 nt
Organism: Lingula anatina
Lineage: Eukaryota; Metazoa; Brachiopoda; Lingulata; Lingulida; Lingulidae
Product: dorsal-ventral patterning protein tolloid-like
Molecular function (GO): serine-type endopeptidase activity
Source: RefSeq, a predicted model, not a curated record